ACCAACGAAAGGUCCAGUGUUGACAAUCUUAUGUGUUCCUUGUAAUUAAUAUCGUACAAGACAUUGUGGUAAUUUUCCUGUACGACUCACUCAACUUCAAGUUUACACAACAAUGGGUGAAGUCUGGAGCUUCCUUACAAAUCAUAUUUAUUUACCAAUACUUGGUGGUGUACUGCUCUUGGCUGUAGUUUGUCUUCUCGUUGUCUGGCUGGUUUGUAAAUGGCGUAACUCGCGCAAUUAUGACUAUUCUGCGUUGGAGCACGAGAUGGGGUUGUCAGAAAGACUUCGAAUUGAGAGAGAGCAGCAGUAUGAAGCCAAACGGGAGAGUGCCUUGUUGAAUUGUCAGUUUUAUUUACGAUCCAUGGCUGGUCAGUAUACAAUGGUGGAACAGUUACCUAAUAUAGGAACUCGCGUCAACAAGGAUUGGUUUCUUGUUCAAGACAAACGAAGCAAAAGUACUAAACUGUUGACCAUGAGCAUUAGAAGUUCAGGGUGUCCAAUUAAGCUGACUAAAACCAAUCGUAAAACAUUGAAAGAAAUGUUACAACUUAUACAUCAUCCCUAUCUUCUUCCCAUGGAUGAUGUAGAUUUUGUUGCUGAACAAGAUCUUAUUGUGGUAGUUCAACAUUAUAACCAUAAUGGUUCUCUAAAAGAUAUUAUUUACAAGUCUAAACCUUAUCAAGAUGUUGAAAACAAAUAUUCCACUGUUGGUUAUGGACUCUCAUUGUAUCAGAUACAGCUGUAUGGCAAACAAGUUCUUGAGGCACUGAUAUAUCUAGAUGACCAUGGAAUUAACAUCCAAGGGCAUGUGCAGUCUGGAAAUAUUAUAAUUGAAAAUGACACAUGCAGAUUAUGUGGUUAUGAAAAUAUAUUACUUGGCUUCACAGCUAGGUCACAUCAUGCUAUUCGGCGGCGACUGAGAGACGGCAAGGAUGGAGGAGACCGACUUGCCUUCGGUAUGUUACUAUAUGAGAUGUGUGCAGGGUGUGAGCUAGAUACUGCUGAUCCAACUGAGAGGCAUUUAUUGAAGUGUCAACACUGCCCUGAUUUAAUUCAGAUUUUAGAAUUUAUAUUUUACAAUGAAAAAGGAAAAAUCCCAGCAUUUUAUAAGAUCCGAAAUCACAGUUUUUUCAAAGAUGUUAGACUACUUCAGCUGGAAAGGAACAGACCACCCCCCAUGCAUUUCAGUUCAAACAUGAAAUCACUAAUAAAACAAAGUCAAGGCAAAAAGAAAGGUGCUAAGUUAAAGCCAAAAGAUAGCAGACACCAAGCCUCUUCCAACCCAGAAGAUAUGGUUUCUACUCCACCAAAGUUAGCAGAAUUUCUACAUACAUCUGGACCAGCUUAUACUUCACCACCAUCUGCUCCAGUGCCACUUCAACCAGAUUCAGGACAUAUCCAGAAGAGGUCAUCAGCACCAACAGAAAGAAGUGCCUUGUUGAGAUCAAUAGAGAAGGGAACUAAAUUGAAAAAAACUUACACCAGAUUUGAUCCCAGAGUAUGAUCAGUAUCCACUGAUUUGAAUUGAGGUGACCCAUUUAAAUUUAACCUUCAGAGUAUGAUCAGUAUCCACUGAUUUGAUUUGAGGUGACCCAUUUAAAUUGAACCUUCAGAGUAUGAUCAGUAUCCACUGAUUUGAUUUGAGGUGACCCAUUUAAAUUGAACCUUCAGAGUAUGAUCAGUAUCCACUGAUUUGAAUUGAGGUGACCCAUUUAAAUUUAACCUUCGGAGUAUGUUCAGUAUCCACUGAUUUGAUUUGAGGUGACCCAUUUAAAUUGAACCUUUUCACCAACAGGCUUCUUGCCCCAAUUUUUUGCACUUUUUUACUCAAAACAUUUGGCUAUUUUUGUCCCAAUCUUUCGAAGGACAGACAAUAAACAGAACUAUUUUGUGAAUUUGUGAUGAAAAGAGAAAACUAAUGGUGAAAAGGUUAAUAGAUCUGUCACUUAAAGGGGCAUAAUCUGCUUUUGCACCAUUUGUUUACAUUUUCAAUACAAGCAAUAAUGAGCCAAAAUUACCACUGUAGUAUCAAAUGAAUGAACACCUGGUUUUAUACCUUGUAUAACAUCAAUCUGAUUAAAAUCUGAUGUAGUGUACGGGCUGUAAUUAUUUUGGCUAUAAACUUGUUUUAAUUUUAUUUUGUAUUACUUUUGUUAUUAAUGCCCUUUUAUUUUACUUUGAUUUUGAUUUUUUUUAAUUCCGCCCUACCUACAUCUGAUCCGACGCCUAUGUAAGUCCCGUUCAAAUCUCGCGUAAGUAACAGCCAAUCACAGUCCCCCUUUUAUACAGGCUGUCGGUUGCUUACUUUUCAGUGUAUACGGGCAAUCUUUCUGUACAUUUAUA
Molecule: messenger RNA, 2343 nt
Organism: Saccoglossus kowalevskii
Lineage: Eukaryota; Metazoa; Hemichordata; Enteropneusta; Harrimaniidae
Product: slowpoke-binding protein-like
Molecular function (GO): actin binding
Source: RefSeq, a predicted model, not a curated record